Messenger RNA from Drosophila bipectinata, 478 nucleotides. Lineage: Eukaryota; Metazoa; Arthropoda; Insecta; Diptera; Drosophilidae. The record is from RefSeq and is a predicted model, not a curated record.
GUAAGCAGAAGUCAGCUUGAGGAUCCCAUAAUCAAUGGCUUCCUAUUAUCUGGAAUCUUCAUUUUAGCGAGUUUUCUGCUCCUUUUUAUGGGACGUCGGCUGGUUAUCCACACCUUCAUAGCCAUUUCGAUGAUGGCCAACAUUUCGGUGAACUUCUUGGCCGAGGACACGAUAAUAUUGUUUGCUCUCUUCCUGAUUCCUGAUCCCUUAAUGUGUAAUCUGAGAUUAGUGCAGACUGUGGUCAUUGAUAUGAUACCCACACAUUACAGGGCUAAGGCGACUUCAGUGGGAAAUGUGGCGGGACGUUCUGGAAUUCUAUUCACCAGUUUGUUUAUGGGAUACACCUUGACGUGGAACUGUCAUGUAGCUUUCAAUACCUUUUUAGUGAUAUCCUUACUCGGUGCUCUUCUUGUGAGCUUUUUGCCUUCGGAAUCUAAGUUAAGGGAAACCACCAAAUAUUGACGUACCCGAUUAUUAA